Oryzias latipes (Japanese medaka) is the source of this 1573-nucleotide messenger RNA. NCBI's taxonomy places the organism in Eukaryota, Metazoa, Chordata, Actinopteri, Beloniformes, Adrianichthyidae. The record is from RefSeq and is a predicted model, not a curated record.
AACCAUGGUAGCCAUGGAAACCGAGGGACGCUGCAGAAAUAUGGCGGGGGGCUCGUUUCCUUACAUGUUGCAGGGGCUAGCAAAAUAGCAUUUCAACGCGAAAAGUUAUCAGAAAAAUAUGAAUUUACUGGCGUUUAGAAUCCAGAGGAAGAUUUUUUGGAGUUUCUUAACGACCAGUUUAGGUAGUAUCGACAUUUUUACGCCGGUAAUCAUUUAGUCCGCUACUAGGUUAGCAUCUCCAGCUGUAGCCUUACAGCUAGCUGUCUUUACACCGAACGUAUGGCUUUCUACGAAGUGUACUCUCAUCCGGCUGUAAUUCGGUACAAAACCAGUGUUUGCACAAAGGCUACGCUGUUCCUGGUUGUUGUUUUGUGCCUAACCUACAUCCCACCUCUGCUUGUUGCUUAUAGGAGUCAAGGUUUCUGGUUAAAGCGAAGCACGUAUGAAGAACAGCCGGUUGUGAGGUUUCAGUACCAGACUCUGAUGGUUGCAGCCACCGGCACUCAAGGGGACUAUGUGGCCUGGAGUACCUUCCCACACCUCAACAACAUGCUGGGGCCCAACCUGCGGAUCCCUGCCGUCUCUGUGAAGGAGGAAGACCUCAACAAGGACGGAAAGUUGGACCUUCUGACGUUUCAGCUGCAGCUUCCUCUAAAAAAUAAUGAACAAGUGUACAGUGUCCAGCUUCUGCUCACCUUCAGCUACCAGCUCUUUCGAAUGUCCACAGUCGUGAUGCAGAGUCUGGCUUUCGUGCAGCUCGCCUCUCCUGUCCCUGGAGCCAAACUCUUUAUUAGCGGGGACCUGAGGCUGCAGCAGAGGACCCCCCUGCCCCACAGAGGGCUCUACAAUAUCUAUAAUGUGUCGGUGAUAGAUGGCUCCAGCCCCUUUGCCAGUGCGUACGACCUUGAGAACAUAGUCAGGAGCUACCAAGCCAGAAACUUAACAACAGUACUGUCGUGUCCAAUGCCGGUCUGGACUGUGGGCCCAGCUGCUGGUUCUCCCUUUGAGCUGAAUGUUGAAAUUCGGUACCCUGUGGAGGUCAUCACUUACCGGCCUGGAUUCUGGGAAACCAUCAAGUUUGCCUGGAUUCAGUACGUCAGCAUCCUCCUCAUCUUCAUCUGGGUCUUCGAACGGGUCCAGAGAUUUGUUUUCCAGAACCAGGUCCUAACAACUGUGUCUAUCCCAGUGGGGAAGCCUCAUCUCUCAUGACUUAACCCAGGAGUCAGGCCUGCAGUGUCAGUGCUAACAGCAGCUGAUCCACAUGGAGGUGUUCAUCCAACUUUAUGUUUAUCAAGCUGUAAGUCAGAGCUUCAUGUGAGAAAUUUGCUUAGUUUCGGCUGUGCAAACUGAAGAGGCAGAUAUCACCUGGCCCAAACUGGUUUGAAGACACCUUUAAGGGACAAUAAUUUAUGCCAUUCCACUGAGAGGAACAGCUCUCAGGUGUUGCAGCGUAAAUAACGGACAGAAUUUCUUUGUUUCACACUUAAAAACUCGUCUUCUGAGCUUUACUCUUGAAUGUCUGUUUAAAUUUUUUUGCAUAUGAAUUUGAAAAAUUAAAGUUUUUAUUUGUGUU